Molecule: messenger RNA, 1337 nt
Organism: Leptonychotes weddellii (Weddell seal)
Lineage: Eukaryota; Metazoa; Chordata; Mammalia; Carnivora; Phocidae
Source: RefSeq, a predicted model, not a curated record
AUGCACAUCCCCAGUGAGCUGACCAUUGAAUUGGUGAUCAUGUUUUUCUGUAGCGCUGUGUUCUUGCAGAUUUUCUACCCCAGCAAGGAUGGCACAAAGAUUCCAAUGUUCAUUGUGCAUAAAAAGGGCAUAAAAUUGGAUGGCUCUCAUCCUGCUUUCUUAUACGGCUACGGCGGCUUCAACAUAUCCAUCACGCCCAACUACAGCGUGUCCAGGCUCAUCUUUGUGAGACACAUGGGCGGUGUCCUUGCGGUGGCCAACAUCCGAGGAGGUGGCGAGUACGGAGAGACGUGGCAUAAAGGUGGUAUCUUGGCAAACAAACAAAACUGCUUUGAUGACUUUCAGCAUGCGGCAGAGUAUCUUAUCAAGGAAGGUUACACAUCUCCCAAGAGGCUGACUAUUAAUGGAGGUUCAAACGGAGGCCUCUUAGUGGCUGCUUGUGCAAAUCAGCGCCCGGACCUCUUCGGUUGUGUUAUUGCCCAAGUGGGAGUAAUGGACAUGCUGAAGUUCCAUAAAUACACCAUCGGCCAUGCCUGGACCACCGAUUACGGGUGCUCAGACAGCAAACAACACUUCGAAUGGCUUAUCAAAUACUCUCCGUUGCACAACGUGAAGCUCCCGGAGGCAGACGACAUCCAGUAUCCGUCCAUGCUUCUCCUCACCGCCGACCACGAUGACCGCGUGGUCCCACUCCACUCCCUGAAGUUCAUCGCCACCCUUCAGUAUGUCGUGGGCCGGAGCCGGAAGCAAAGCAACCCCCUGCUUAUCCACGUGGACACCAAGGCCGGCCACGGGGCCGGGAAGCCCACGGCCAAAGUGAUAGAAGAGGUCUCAGAUAUGUUUGCGUUCAUAGCGCGGUGCUUGAACAUCGACUGGAUCCAGUAAACGGACUCUCCCUCUCCCUCCCGACAGCCGCAGAAAACCUCAAGGGCUUUCCCACCGUUCACACGGAGAAACCACUGGGCAUAAUGCUCCCCCCACGGACACUAUUCCUGCACUCACAGACUGCAGUUGAACAGAACUGCUGCGGGAAUUUUAUCUUUUUUAGGCUUCUCCUUUUUAGCAAGCCCUUGGUGUUUCUUUUUCCACCCUGUGCAGGCACAUGUUUUAAAAAAAAAAAAAAAAUUAAAAGGCAUGUUUGGAUCAAUAGCUAAGUGGCAGCCAACACAUUGUGAAUAUUAGAUUGCUGAAUUCAGAGUCGUAGUCGGGCAUACUUCAUCUAGAGCACUCAAUGAAAUCUGCUUCUAUAACCAUAACCGAUAUAGCUUUAAAUGUGAGAACUGUUCUCAUGAAAAAGACUUCUUUGCAACAAUAAUAAAUGUUAUUUAAGAAUGGGA